This is a messenger RNA of Diaporthe amygdali, 267 nucleotides long. RefSeq lists its product as uncharacterized. The transcript has a single exon. The coding region runs from base 1 to 267 and encodes 88 amino acids. The record is from RefSeq and is a predicted model, not a curated record. Lineage: Eukaryota; Fungi; Ascomycota; Sordariomycetes; Diaporthales; Diaporthaceae.
AUGGUAGCCCCCACGUCGCAGUGGGACUCAUUUGACCACAGUGCCUCGGUACGUUCACUCAGUUCCAACGGCAGACGGCCGCGGCAGCUCGGAAGAUCUUUUGCCAUGGAAAAGCAUUCUGACCUGCUGCUCCGUAUCUCGACGGUCAAGUCACCAAAGCGUCCGUACGUUGAGAACUCACAGAGAGGCAAAGCGUUCGACGACAAUAAUGCUCUAAGAUCUCUGCCAUUCGUCCAUUCCUCCAACGGGCCCAGGGUGCCAUGCUGA